This is a messenger RNA of Danio aesculapii, 1526 nucleotides long. RefSeq names its product zinc finger protein 365 (gene znf365). Bases 337 to 1374 code for a protein of 345 amino acids. Lineage: Eukaryota; Metazoa; Chordata; Actinopteri; Cypriniformes; Danionidae. The transcript has 5 exons. The record is from RefSeq and is a predicted model, not a curated record. Gene Ontology annotation, biological process: regulation of DNA strand resection involved in replication fork processing; telomere maintenance; regulation of double-strand break repair via homologous recombination. Gene Ontology annotation, cellular component: centriolar satellite.
CAGCUGGAUCCUUUUUAGGUCGGUUGUAAUUUAACACACAAUGCGAUUACAUUUUGCAAUCAUUUUGCACCCGAAAACGGCAUUCGGAAUCACACGAAAAGAAAUCAAUGUCACCUCUGUCGUUGCUGUCACGCUCUUACUUGACAACGUCGUUAGUAACCAGAUGACUUCAUACACCUAGAUACCGUUCAGCUACAUCUCAGUCACUCAGUUAACGCUACCAGUGGGGUCGGACAGAAAUACCAAGCAACAGUUAAGCCGAAGGAUCAACAGUUUGAAUAAAGAUUACAGCACAAAAAAUCUCCCUGGAGCUCGUUCAUUAAGGUGGUCUGUGUCAUGCAGCAGAAAGUGUGCACACGUAACACCGCUUUGUUUGUGAAGAACGGACAGGCGUGUGGAGCCGGUGCUGCAUCUCACCUUCCCUUCCGCUGCCCACGAUGUGGAGAACAUGAGCGCUUUCACACUCUUUCCUCUCUCAGAGCUCACCUGGAGUACAACCACCCAUUCCACACCAAACACGACAUCAGCCUGCUCUCCCCCAGAGAUCUCUGCAGCGCAGACCGUAAGGAGGGCUGCAAAAUCCCCAGUGCAGACACUCAUAAAGUACGCGACGCCGGCACGAGCACGAACUCAUCCGCAAGAGGAGAGCACAAGCACACGCAACCCGCAUCGCAGAAGCUCCCAGAGAGGAGCCUGAGUGUUGGGGAUGCAUCCGCUGGACCGCUUUCAGCUCCGGUGGCAUCAGUGGAGAAGAGGCUGGAGGGAAUGAUGAGGACAGCCAACAGCAGCAUGGAGCGGCGUCUGCUGCGUCUGAGCUCGGAGCUGGCUCAGACAGACACGGCUAUCCUGUGUGAGCGCGCUCAUUCACAUCACCUGGCCCAGGAGAAACAGGAGGUGCUGGAGCGAGAGCGGGCGCUCAGCAGACAGGUGGAUGCCGCCGUUAUGGUCAUCGCCACACUCAAGCAGCAGCUCAGCAUCUCAGAGCAUGAGUUGGAGAGGAGAGAGCAGGAAGUCAUUACCAUCCAGAAGUUUCUGGAGGCAGCGGCGCAGCAUGAGAUGUGUGGGAAGGUUCGUUUGCGGCGGUUCAUCGAGAGCCUCCUGCGGCGGAUUUCCCUGGCUGAGAGACUGCUGGAAUAUUAUCAGAGCGGCCCUCACAGGCAUUACUGCACAGCACACUCUGUGCCUUUGCCAUCAGAGCUCGCUCCACAAAGAAUAACACAAAGCAGGUCUUCAGGAGAGCAUCUUGAGCAGGAUGAAGAUGAAGAGCAGCAGUUACUGGCUCAGUCUGGAUGGGGUUUGUCCAAAGGGGCUGCUGGGAGACUGGGUUACGACAGCUGGUCCCAGAGGAGGAGGUCAGAUGGGUACGAGGUUUAGGGACAGAGGCGGAAACUACAGAUGAAUGUACAUGCAAAUAAUAAAUAUGAUUUUACUGAAGUAAGAAUAUGGUAACAAGCAUACAGUGGGGUUCAAAGGUCUGUAUACACAGAAAAAAUGAAUUAUUUUAAUUUCAUUUUAUUUACUUAUUU